AUGAAUUGGUUCCAGUUGAGUUAUUUAAGUGCCGUAUUGGUGUUUUUGCUACCCGAUUUUGUUUUGGCGCACGUUGUUCCUGGUUUGGAUUCCUUGGAUGUUCAAGUGUCGAUUGCCAAGAGAGCUUCUAAUUUGAUCGAUCCUGUUUAUAAUGAUUUGAGUGCUCCAGAAAUUGAUUUUAUCAAUUCACAUUUGAAAAACUUGACCAAUGCUACUGGUUCUGCUUGUACCAAGUGUAAAAAUAGAAUCAAAUAUGGUAAAACUUUGAUUGAAGACUAUCCAGACAAGACUCAUUUGGUUAGUUUGCUACUUUUCAAGCACUGUUUGAUUCAAAAUAAUGGAACCGAAAGUAAAUGUGAUAAUACUGAUUUCUUCGUUACUACUGACUCCAAGAAUUUUGAAAAGUUUAACCAAGAUUAUGAUUCCGGUGUUGCUUCUGGUGUCUCCGUCAACUUUUUUGACAACGACUUUAUUCAGUUAUUGAAGAAUGUCAAUGUUUCAAGUGACUUGGACUUGGAGUAUUAUUGUUAUUACAAGGGCAAUAGUGCUUGUGAUUUGCCAGAGACUAAAGACGUUGAUGAGUUUUAUGGAAUUCAAAGCUGGUGGCCAGAAAAGCAACCACAUCACUACUUUGAACCAGAGUACAAGAACAAUACUGAGAAGUUCAACGUGUUGCACAUUACCGAUUUCCAUAUCCAAUUGAGAUACACAUUGGGAGCUGAGGCCAACUGUACAUCGACCCCUUGUGCGUUGCCUGAAUCUUACAACAAAGAGUUGCCGGGUCCCAGUUAUAACUUCACCGACUACUACAAAACUUUUAACCCAAAUGUUUCAAUCGACAGAUUAUCGUUUUACCCUGAUGCUCAUUACGAUGAAAACAGCACCUACAUCAAAGGUGAGUAUUAUGAUUUCCCCAAGUACAGAGGAUGGAACUUCAAAAAUGCUCCUGCAUCAACAUUUGGUGGUUAUCUUUCUGACUCUCCAGAAGUGUUGAUGAACAGUUCCUUGAUUGAAGUCGCCAAAGCUCAUAAGGAAAAGAACUUUGAAUUUGUUGUUUUCACUGGUGAUAUGGUUGAUCAUGACGUUAUUCAUUGUUCUCCUGCCGUCACCAAGGAAGCUGAGGUCAGGUCCUUCAGCUUGUUCAAGCAUUACUUGAACGAUAUUCCAGUUUUGCCAUCUUUAGGUAAUCACGAUACAUUCCCAUAUGGGCAAAUUUCACCAUUGCAAUAUGAUUUUAACAAUUCCUACCACUGGAAUGAGGAGUUGAUGGCUGACUUGUGGAUCAACAACGGGUGGUUUGAUGAAGAGGAUCGUAAUGAGCUCAAGAGCCAUUAUGCUGGGUUUUCCUAUGUUACUGAUCGUGGAUUGAAGGUGAUCGGGUUGAAUUCAAAUUGCUACUACCAAAAGAACUUGUGGUCCUACAUUGAUAUCUCAACCAACCCAGACUUGUUUGGUCAAUGGGAGUUCUUGGUCAAUGAGUUGUUGGAAAGUGAAUCAAAGGGACAAAGAGUGUGGAUCAUGGCUCAUAUCCCAACCGCUGACGCUGAUGCAUUGCCAUUGCAAUCACGUAUAUUUGGAAAGAUUGUUGAAAGAUUUUCUCCAUACACGAUCGCCAAUAUUUUCUGGGGGCACACUCAUCAAGAUCAAUUCCAUAUUCUUUAUUCGUCAAAUUCAUCACAAACUGCUGAUGAUAUUGUUAAUAUGGCAUGGGUUGCUCAAUCAGUUACUCCAUUGCCUAAUUACAAUCCAUCUUGGAAAUAUUAUGAAGUCGAAAAUGAGAGUUUCAAUAUCAUCAAUUCCUACAACUACUACACUCAUUUGAAUGACACAUUUACCAAUGGGGGUGAUGAGCCGGAAUGGAUUUUUGAAUAUUCCGUCAGAGACUUGUACGAUUCAAACCACACCUGGCCAGAAGAAGCCCCAUUGAAUGGUACAUUCUGGCACAACCAUGUCUUGACCAAAUUGAAAGAUCAGUCAAAUGUUGAAUUCAACCAAUUGUUUGCGGAUAUCAUGUUCAGAUAUGGACCUGGUGCUCCAAAGUGUAAGACUAAUGGAACACAAAUUUCUGACAAGUGCCAUGACGAAAAUUAUUGUGUCAUGGGUAAUUUUUACAGCGAUGAUUACAUAAAGUGCUUAAAAGGUAAAGCAAAUUAG
Lodderomyces theae is the source of this 2154-nucleotide messenger RNA. It is a transcript of the gene ASM3, whose product is annotated as Asm3p. Gene Ontology annotation, molecular function: hydrolase activity. The transcript has a single exon. The record is from RefSeq and is a predicted model, not a curated record. The coding region runs from base 1 to 2154 and encodes 717 amino acids. NCBI's taxonomy places the organism in Eukaryota, Fungi, Ascomycota, Pichiomycetes, Serinales, Debaryomycetaceae.